Molecule: messenger RNA, 2468 nt
Organism: Bombyx mandarina (wild silkworm)
Lineage: Eukaryota; Metazoa; Arthropoda; Insecta; Lepidoptera; Bombycidae
Product: myb-like protein X
Source: RefSeq, a predicted model, not a curated record
AUGACGAUGAGACAGACUCCAAAGGACAAGCCUGAAGGUUCAAGAAAACCGGAACGUCCUGGGAAACCAGAGGGAUCUAAGAAAACUGGAAACGAUAAUGACGAUGAGACAGACUCCAAAGGUAAGAAAGUAACUGAAGAUAGAGGCGAAUCCUGUACUGAUAAAAUUAAGGAUAAAAAGGACAAGCCUGAAGGUUCAAGAAAACCGGAACGUCCUGGGAAACCAGAGGGAUCUGAGAAAACCGGAAACGAUAAUGACGAUGAGACAGACUCCAAAGGUAAGAAAGUAACUGAAGAUAGAGGCGAAUCCUCUACUGAUAAAAUUAAAGAUAAAAAGGACAAGCCUGAAGGUUCAAGAAAACCGGAACGUCCUGGGAAACCAGAGGGAUCUAAGAAAACCGGAAACGAUAAUGACGAUGAGACAGACUCCAAAGGUAAGAAAGUAACUGAAGAUAGAGGCGAAUCCUCUACUGAUAAAAUUAAAGAUAAAAAGGACAAGCCUGAAGGUUCAAGAAAACCGGAACGUCCUGGGAAACCAGAGGGAUCUAAGAAAACCGGAAACGAUAAUGACGAUGAGACAGACUCCAAAGGUAAGAAAGUAACUGAAGAUAGAGGCGAAUCCUCUACUGAUAAAAUUAAAGAUAAAAAGGACAAGCCUGAAGGUUCAAGAAAACCGGAACGUCCUGGGAAACCAGAGGGAUCUAAGAAAACCGGAAACGAUAAUGACGAUGAGACAGACUCCAAAGGUAAGAAAGUAACUGAAGAUAGAGGCGAAUCCUCUACUGAUAAAAUUAAAGAUAAAAAGGACAAGCCUGAAGGUUCAAGAAAACCGGAACGUCCUGGGAAACCAGAGGGAUCUAAGAAAACCGGAAACGAUAAUGACGAUGAGACAGACUCCAAAGGUAAGAAAGUAACUGAAGAUAGAGGCGAAUCCUCUACUGAUAAAAUUAAAGAUAAAAAGGACAAGCCUGAAGGUUCAAGAAAACCGGAACGUCCUGGGAAACCAGAGGGAUCUAAGAAAACCGGAAACGAUAAUGACGAUGAGACAGACUCCAAAGGUAAGAAAGUAACUGAAGAUAGAGGCGAAUCCUCUACUGAUAAAAUUAAAGAUAAAAAGGACAAGCCUGAAGGUUCAAGAAAACCGGAACGUCCUGGGAAACCAGAGGGAUCUAAGAAAACCGGAAACGAUAAUGACGAUGAGACAGACUCCAAAGGUAAGAAAGUAACUGAAGAUAGAGGCGAAUCCUCUACUGAUAAAAUUAAAGAUAAAAAGGACAAGCCUGAAGGUUCAAGAAAACCAGAACGUCCUGGGAAACCAGAGGGAUCUAAGAAAACCGGAAACGAUAAUGACGAUGAGACAGACUCCAAAGGUAAGAAAGUAACUGAAGAUAGAGGCGAAUCUUUUAAUAGUAACAUAUCAGAAGGUGCUGAACGUGGAACUGCUUGCAAAAAUAAAGGAAAUAGUGAUGGAAAAUCUAGAAGCACUGAUAAUAGUGGAACUCAGUCUCAGGAGAAAAAGAAAAAGUCGCACGGAUCUAAAAAGAUAAUCAAUAACAACCAGUCCGAAUCCAAAGAUUUCCAAAGAUACAGUGAACUCAAGCGAUCGCAAUAUAGUGAAAACGACGAAAACCUCUCAAACAAUCAGAACGAUAAUGAAAAUGGUAACACUGUACGAUCCUCUGAGAGCGCGUACCAAUUUAAUCAACAGGAAUCAAAGAAAUCUAGCCAGAGAUCUUUCAGAAGUUUUCAAUCAAACAGUGAAAAUAACGAUCCCAAUGAAUCUACCAAGGAAAUCAGCUCUAGCCAGUCCUCAUCGGAGAGCGCUUCAUCGUCUCGGAGCAGUUAUCAUUCUAGCAGCAUGCAAAGAUACCAAAAGACAUCGGUUGAUGAUGAUCAAAAUGAAUAGACAAAUAAAAUAUAUUUAGAACCAGAAUGGAUAUUACCGGGAUACACUUUUCAUAUCUAGCUACAAGAGAGCUUAACAGCAGUAAAUUUAAGAAUGAAGAAUUGGCGAACACUACUGUGGUUGCAGAUAUAUUAAGAAAAUCCAAUUACAAUUCGAUUAUUAAUAGCAUCUAUCAAAUCGAUACCGAAAACAUUAUGUUUUUCAAAAACUCUUCCAUAAUAUUUACAAUAUAUUAUGCCAUUCCAAACAAAAAACAAACUGUUAAUACUAAUCAAGGUUCAAUGAAUAGGUUAUUUUCAAAGUAACCUGUUUCUGAGGCUUUAUAUAAAAAGUCAAAGAUGCGUAGAAAUAUGUGAGCUCGCCAAUGUCGAAUAUACGGUCUCACGUGCACAAGCUAAUAAUUAAAGUAGUGUUCGCUUUAAAAAAUAUAAUGUAUAGUAUUUCAAAGGUAUUUCCUGCAAGGAUUAGAUCGGUUGACAAUGACCACAGGCGAUUAAGUUAAAAUGGACAAAGAGAUUUUAGAAUAAGAAAAUUGUUUGAAGCAUUUAGAAAAGCGGCCGAUA